CACCGGGAGAACACCUCGAAGACGGAAUAUGCCUCUCUGUUGGACUCUGAUGAUCAUAAUGCUGUGUUAUUGCACUGUGGACCAAGAUCGCUCUCUAGGAAACUGUGGACAACUGAGUUGACAAUGCGCGAAACGGUUUCGGAAUAUUGGUCUCUGGCAUUUUCAGUCAGGACACCGCACAGCUACCGAUUUAAACUUCAACCAAGUUAAUCGUUUAUUCCCUGAUAUGACUCUGACAUGACUCACUGAUAUUUUACAUUCUAACAAAUAUCAGUGGGUCCCUUAAUUGUUCCAAGGUGCCAAUGCGGAUACGCGCUUCUGGUGGCAGAUCUUGGUGGCUGUCUUUGGACUUUCCUCGAAGAACAUAAAAUAGACUUCAAAUAGUAAACAUUCAAAACAGGCACCAGGGCCGUAUAAGACAUCGAUGAGACCUCACUACUCGAUCAUCUUGUCUCGCAUCUUGGAUGAAAGCUUUUUUUGGUCAUCGGUCCAUACGAGGGAGAGAACAGCGAUGCUCACUAACGUUACACAUUCUAACUGCUCCACGCAGCAUGCUACCGUUUACUACAACUUCCCUGUUCUUGUAUUUGGAAUACUGUUAAUAAUCGUCAUUAUUUGUGGAAAUACUCUUGUGUGCCUUAGUGUUUACACGGAAAAGGCUUUAAAAACUACAACAAACUACUUUAUUGUCAGUUUGGCUGUUGCAGACUUGAUGCUGGCUGUGCUGGUUUUGCCACUGUAUGUUUAUUCUGAGUUUCAGGGUGGGAGUUGGUCCUUGAACAUGAUUGUUUGUGAUGGGCUGAUGGCAAUGGAUGUAAUGCUGUGUACAGCUUCCAUAUUCAACUUGUGUGCCAUCAGUGUUGACAGGUUCAUUGCUGUUGCAGUUCCUCUGCAUUACAACCGCAAACAUGUUGACAACAGGCAGAUCAUUCUUCUCUCCGGCACCUGGUUACUGGCCUUUGCUGUGGCCUCCCCCAUUCUCUUUGGAAUAAACAACAUCCCUGACCGCGACACGUCGGAGUGCAAGCUGGAGGACGACAACUACGUGGUCUACUCGUCCGUCUGCUCCUUCUUCAUCCCCUGCCCCAUCAUGCUGCUGCUCUACUGCCGCAUGUUCUACGGCCUGCGCCAGUGGGAGGAAGCCCGCAAGGCCCGGCUGCUCAAGAGCAUCCAGGCCUGCCGGACCCUACAGACGCCCGCGGCCCUGGCGGCUGCCCCGCAGCCCUCCCUUUCGGCCGCACAGCUGCAGAAGCAGGAGCCUCAGUCUCAGUCUCAGCCUCAGCCACUGCAACCGUCACGCCUGCCCCGGGUCAUUGAGAAGGACCUGGCCCAGGCGAGGAUGGAGGACAACGACGAGUCCACCACCCCAGAGUUCCCGCUGCCCAUGAAGUACAGGGACAGUGUCAUUCAGACAGUGUCAUACCCGGACGUCACGUACAGCCCCUCGCCGCGCAGGAAGAAGAAGGGGGCCAAACUGAACGGGCGAGAGCGGAAAGCAAUGAAGGUGCUGCCGGUGAUUGUAGGUGCGUUCCUGUUCUGCUGGACGCCCUUCUUCGUCGUGCACACGACCAGGGCCACGUGUGAGUCCUGUGAUAUCUCCCCCUAUCUGAUGAGCACCGUCACCUGGCUGGGGUACGUCAACAGCGCUCUCAACCCCAUCAUCUACACAGUGUUCAACACAGAGUUCAGGAAGUUCUUCCGCAAGUUUGUGCUCACCUGUUGGUGAAUUGAAAAACGAACGGCGCAAAUGUGGCCGUAUCCUUGAAAUGAAGUAACGUGCGUGACGUGGUACUGUGGGCCAGAUCUUCAACUACUGUGUGAUGAUUAUUCUGUUCCUUUGUUUUUUGUACGGCACAUUGGAUUCUUGAAAUGAAGUGACUGCAUUAUGUGAUACUAGGGCCACUGUGGGCCAAGUGCUGAUGAUGUGAUAAUUAUUCAGUUCAUAUGUUUUUGUACAGGUCUAUCACCCAUUCUACCUUUGCUACUAUUUUUUUUAUGUCUGUGACAGCAGAAUGUAAGUUUGUUUGUUAAAGGUGCCUAUUGUUCUCUCUCGUCCACGUUUUAUGUGGAAAACUAUCCAUUAAAUGAUGUUUUCCCCUCGGAACAAGAAAAUGCACCAGAAAAGUGUUGCCAACACAAGGAUGCUGGACACCAUACAUAAGUAAGGAUUCAUAGUGAUUUAUUAGUUACGCUGUAAGAACAUGAUUUGAUUCUUCAGUCUAUCCACCUGCUGUUCCCAAACCUGAAAGAUUUUUAAAAUAUUUUAAGUAUUCACAGUACAGAUAAAACACCUUAGACUAUUGAUGUUGCUAUAAUAUUCAGUAUUCUGCUCAAAUGAAAAAACAUCAUAUAAUCUAUUAUGCAUUGCCAUCACCAGCCUGGUCUUUGUAAAGUCUGAAGUAUGCUUCAGUUUGUCACAUAAUUAACUGUAGGAGAAAGCAGCAAUUCAUAUCUCUCUCAGCCAGUUCUUGGACAAUGAAAACAGUAAACAAGCCUGUACUUGAUUAAGAUCCUCUGAGAAAUGCCAUGAAAACAAAAUCAAGUUAUGUUAUUUUUAAUCGUUGUUUCAUAAACUUUACAUUGCAAAACACAUCUUUAGGAAGACACAAAUAUGACCUGAAUUAUUUAUUUAUUCAGUGCCAUGGAAUGGUUUAAUAAAUUGGACCAUAAAUCCAA
This is a messenger RNA of Alosa alosa (allis shad), 2676 nucleotides long. It is a transcript of the gene drd4b, whose product is annotated as dopamine receptor D4b. NCBI's taxonomy places the organism in Eukaryota, Metazoa, Chordata, Actinopteri, Clupeiformes, Clupeidae. The coding region runs from base 425 to 1726 and encodes 433 amino acids. Gene Ontology annotation, molecular function: G protein-coupled receptor activity; dopamine neurotransmitter receptor activity, coupled via Gi/Go. The record is from RefSeq and is a predicted model, not a curated record. Gene Ontology annotation, cellular component: plasma membrane. Gene Ontology annotation, biological process: adenylate cyclase-inhibiting dopamine receptor signaling pathway; adenylate cyclase-activating adrenergic receptor signaling pathway. The transcript is spliced from 4 exons.